CAUAUUCUUAAUGAGUAAGUAAGCGGAUGGGCACGGCCCUCUCUCCUCCCGCCAUCUGCGCUGUCUCCUCAUGCUUACGGACCGUUUGUUAGGGACAAGGUCGGCACGUCAGCCUGCGAUUUCGGACUUGACCCCGGGGGCUGAAGCGGCUGAGGGCAGGUGGCUGGCCUGGGGGAGCUGGUGAGAAGAGAUGGGGUGCUGUAGCAUGAGCGCCCGGCGAGCUGCGUCGGCAGGGGCAUGCCAGGAUGAGAUGGAGCUGCUGGAAAUAGGUGGCAGCAGAAAAUGGUCCAUUUCAGAACCUCAGAGUGAAGGCUCCCUCCAUCUCAGGGACCCCGUGACCACGACAGAGACAGGAGGUAACCUGAGGCUAGCUGAAGAGGAAGAUUUUCAGGGGAGGAUCAGAGAGCUGAAUCCACAGGCAGAAGUGUUGUGGGGGAGAACACAGGAGGAACUAAGGAACUUCCUAUUCACACAGCCCAUCACUGGCUGGGAAGGGAGGAGCAUCCACUCUCUUGGGGAAAUAGUAUGGUCCUCGCUGGUUCUUAUGCGCAGCUGUCACAUGGAGGAGAUGUCUGAACAGUACAUUGUGCUGUUCCCCUUCCAGCUGUUGAUUCUAUCAGUGGAUCACAUGAAGAAGAUGUUUAUCUACCAGGGCCUGCUUCCGCUCGCGGGGAUGAGUGUGAGGGAUGUGCCGAGUGACACUGGCUGCAUGUUUGAAAUGACUGGCACCACCUCAUCCCUAUUCCUGUGA
Caretta caretta (loggerhead turtle) is the source of this 751-nucleotide messenger RNA. The record is from RefSeq and is a predicted model, not a curated record. NCBI's taxonomy places the organism in Eukaryota, Metazoa, Chordata, Testudines, Cheloniidae.